UGUCUAGGAAUCAUUUCUUAUUACAUAAAUAUAUAUUUAUAUAUUAUAUACUUUGUCAAACUCUACCACUUUCUUUACGAGAGAAAAGUUUUCUCAGAACACAGAGACUUUGAUCAUCGUAGAGAGGAGGAGAGAGGAGUAGAAAAUCAUGUCGACACUUUCUUCUUGUAAUCAUUCUCUCCUUCACGUCACAAGUACCUCCCGCAGAUCAUCAUAUAAUCGGCCCUCAAGCCUCAAUCUCUCAGGGGGUCUCACCUGUCACUUUCUUGGAAAUCAGAAGCUCCAAUCGCUCAAUACUUGCCUUCUGCAAAUAGUACAAAAUGGCGGUAGAAGCACAAAGAUGGAUAUGAAAGUCAACAACGAUAUUUUGCCCGACAUUCCUCAACUUCCUUCCAAUUCUGAUCCUGGUUCUUGGAAAUUAUGGCUUGUGGGAGUUUUUAUGUCAGUGAUUAUACCCUUUUGGAAGAACAAAUGGAGCCCUCUACAGAAAAUACAACAGAAAGUGGAGAGAGUGGUGGAUACAGCACAAGCAGUGACAGAUAUGGUGGAAGAUGUGGCAGAAGAAAUAGAGAAAGUGGCUGAUAGUCUUGGGGAUAAUCUUCCAAAGGGAAAGCUUCAAGAAACUGCUCUGCUUGUUGAAGAAAUGGCCAGCCAAACUGUUGACAACAUCAAUCGUUUGGAGGAGGUCCUUGAGAAGGCAUUAUCAGAGCAACAGGAAUCUUACAUUAUUUCGUUUUGCAAUAAUGGGCAUUGGGGGAGACUUCUUUGGUGCUUCCCAAUUAGGUUGAGGAGGUGGAGAACAAGGUAGAGGAAUUCCUUGAAGAAAAAAUGAAAGAAGAAGAAAAUGAUAAGAAGAAGUCAACAAAGGAAGAGAAAAGUGUG
Messenger RNA from Morus notabilis, 882 nucleotides. RefSeq lists its product as uncharacterized. The record is from RefSeq and is a predicted model, not a curated record. Bases 149 to 808 code for a protein of 219 amino acids. The transcript has 6 exons. NCBI's taxonomy places the organism in Eukaryota, Viridiplantae, Streptophyta, Magnoliopsida, Rosales, Moraceae.